AUGUGGUGUGUAUUAAUUUUCAUAUUGAUCCUCUUCUCCUCUUCCUUUGACUCCACCACUGCUCAUAAGAGAACCAAUGCUUGUACUCCCAUCAACCCAAUGAACAUGUCUAACUGCAAGAAACUAAUCACUUUAGGAGCUGAACUCGGCUGGAACGUCAACAUUAACAACAAAUCCCACAUUGAUAUCUUGUUCACCAUUCCAAUCUCUACAGACGACUCACCAAAAUGGGUCGCCUGGGGAGUGCAUCCAGGUCGGAAAAGGCCUCAUAUGGUCGGAACCAGGGCCAUCAUCGCCAUUGCACAGUCGAACGGGACUUUGAAGGUCAGCAAGUACAACAUCACCAGUGACACCAAGCGGGGGUGUCGUCUGCAGCCUCUGCAGCCUUCCGAAGAUUUCGAGGAUGUCGUCGUCCAAAACAUGUCAGGUGACGUGAAACCUAACAGAUACAUGUCAAUUUUUGCGACGCUAAUUCUGCGUCUAGAUUGUCUAGAUUCAGAUGCGUACGAUAUUGAAAGGUUCAACCAUGUGUGGCAAGUUGGCUAUGAAGCUGAUGAGGUUCAUUUGGAGCCUAAGAUGCACCCGACGGCUCUACAGAACGUGGAUAGUACAGAGACUACAAACUUGCGCACUCGGAAAGGUAUCAGCGUUGGACAUCGUCGGCAUCAUCUUAGAACGGUGCAUGGGAUUCUGAAUAUUGUGGGAUGGGGAAUACUGUUGCCCUUUGGAGUGAUUAUGGCGAGAUACUUCAGAAAAUUCCCCUUUCCAAUUACAAGAUGGUUUUGUUGUCAUGUCUCCUGUCAGAUCAUUGGUUACGUUCUCGGCACAGCUGGUUGGGCAACCGGAAUAUGGCUCGGACAAGCUUCCAAAGAAUAUCACUUCCACACCCACAAUAUUCUCGCCAUGAACAUCUUUGCAUUCACCACGUUACAAAUGAUUGCUCUGCGUUUAAGGCCCUUGCCGACCGAUGAUUACCGGAAAUACUGGGACAUGUACCAUCAUUUUCUGGGCUAUGCACUUCUGGCACUGAUCAUAGUGAAUAUAUUCCACGGCAUUGCCAUUUUGAAACCAAACAGAACCUGGCAUUGGGCUUAUAUUGGAAUCCUUGCAGUACUUGCUUCGGUCGCUUUGGGAUUGGAGGUUUAUACUUGGUCCUAUGCAGCUGUGAAGUUAACCCCUGAAGUGACCCAAGGCUCUAUGCCAACAAUGAUGCCGCAGCUUGCAGUGGCAAUGUCCCCAGAUGCAGGUAUGUUACUGCUGGAGUUCCUUGGACAUGCAUGGAGGGGUGUGAAUGUUCAGUUGGGUGCAAGGUUGAGUCAGUACAGCUCUAGGAUGACUGGUGGUGAAAGAUUGGUGGCGGAAUGGAGAGUUUGGAGUGAGGGAAGAUUUUUCUGA
Messenger RNA from Argentina anserina (silverweed cinquefoil), 1395 nucleotides. RefSeq names its product cytochrome b561 and DOMON domain-containing protein At5g35735-like. Bases 1 to 1395 code for a protein of 464 amino acids. The record is from RefSeq and is a predicted model, not a curated record. The transcript has 4 exons. Lineage: Eukaryota; Viridiplantae; Streptophyta; Magnoliopsida; Rosales; Rosaceae.